UCGCAUUCUGACGGCACCCAUUCACUGCAAAAGGAUCCAUUUGUGAGCAAGUGAUGAAAUGCUAAAUUUCUCCAAAUCUGUUCCAUCUCAUCUACAUCAUCUACAUCUUGGAUGACCCGAGGGUGGGUACAUUUUCUGCAAUUUCUCAUUUUUGGGUGAAUUAUUAAUUUAAAAAUGUGUAAGAAAACAAACACUGAAGAUUGAAGAAUCUGGCUGCACAUGGGAUCAUAUUCUUAAACAAAUUACAAGGAACACCUGAAACAAAAAUGUUCAGUGCUAUAUAUCUGUGAAAAAGCAUUUUCUAAUUUGAAUACACAAAAGAAUCAAUUCAAUAUUUCAGGGAAAAUAUGUUGUGAAUGAAGUGUUGUGUACUUCUCAAAUACUCCCACUUAAAAUUCCUGUAAAAUAAACCAUGAGAACUGUUUGUGAAAAUGCAGAUUAUGCAGUUUUGUUUUUUGUGCAGUGAAAUACGUCAAUUGUAGUCAUGACUGUAAGUUGACUUUGUUUUCUUUCACGUGACAAAGUAUAAAUUGUGGUCUGUGGAAGGAAGCACAGCCUCAUCAUCGACCUACUUAAACAGGAAAAUGGAAGAUUUGAGAUCAUACCAAACUUAUUUUUGCAUAUAAUUUUUAACAGGUAAAUAUUAGUAUUUCUUUUUUUAAAUACAUACUGCACACGAGAUGCCAAGAUCUUAUCACUUUUAUAAAAGCAACAAACUUUUACAACUUUUUAAAUGGUCUUAUUUAUGAAAUAAAUAGAUGAUUGAAAAGCAGUUUCUUCAUGUAUAUUUAAUGAGUCUGUCCUACAGUUGAUUUUAAACUUGAAACAAAAGCAAGGGCUAGAGCUAUGCUGUGUUAUUUAUUAAGAUGAAAAUUAAACAAAUCAUGUGAAUACUCUAACGUAAACCAACUCUUUUGAAACUCCCAUUAACUGGAAAUGACCUUUAAAUGUUACUACGGACUUGCCACAACCCUUUAGAGAACAACUACUUCCAUUGUGAAAAAGAUAGGUAAAGUUUCACUUCUGUAAAGGAAAAGAGAAAUGGCCGAGUUUGAGGUAGGUGUCUUUAACCAUCCCAUUCAACAUAAAAACACUCAAAUAUCCCGUCCAAAACAUCCAUAACACUACAUAUUGGCCUCAGUUUGCUGUGGGUUUCAGUUUGCCAAUUUUGUGUCAUAUUAGUACAAACAGAACUGACAAAAAAUUAAGAGAACAUCAUGACUGAAGACUAUACAGAGUAUCCAGAACAAGAAGACCAACUAUGUCACAAAGAGGAGGUGAUCAAAGUUGGAUCCAUUGUUAUUCCGGUUUUCUUUGGUGUUCUGGUUGUGUGUAGUUGCAUUGGUAACCUGCUGGUUUUGGUCAUCUUGGUGCUGUAUGAGAAGUUUAGAUUGCUGAUCAACAUCCUGAUCUUCAAUUUAGCUGUGUCAGAUCUGCUGUUCACUUUUGGACUUCCAUUUUGGGCUUUGUACUUCACCUGGGGUUGGACAUUUGGAGAGGCUGGCUGCAAAGCUGUGAAGUUUCUGUUCUAUCUCGGUUUUUACAGCAGCGUGUUGUUCUUGACUUUAAUGACCGUUCAGCGUUACAUAGUAGUGGUUCAUUCUCUGUCUGACUGGGAGAGAAGCAGAUGCUUUUCAGUUGCUCCCUUUAUCAUAUGGAUGUUGAGCGGAACAGCUGCACUGUUAGUCUCCCUUUAUAGCCAAGUCUUAGAACAUGAAGGGAAUCUUUACUGUGAAUUUGACAGUAUUCAAGUGAGACAUGCCGCUGUUUAUUUACAGAAUGUUUUCUUCUUGAUUGCAUUUUGCAUCAUGGGAUUUUGUCACGUUAGAAUGUUCCAGACAAUCACACGAUCCCAAACAAAGGGGCGACACAAGACUAUCAAACUGAUAUUCUGCAUUGGGCUGGUAUUCUUCAUUGGAUGGGCUCCAUACAACAUAGUUAUGUUCUUGAGAAUUCUGCAGGACUAUGGUUUGUCUUCAUUUCUAGAGUGUAAUGUAUCCAUUCAUCUUGAUUAUGCAUUUUACACUUGCCGGCUGUUGGCUUUUUCCCAUUGCGGCUUAAACCCAGUGCUUUAUGCUCUAAUUGGAGAAAAAUUUCAGAAACAUUUACAAACAAUAUGGAAGAAAAUGUGUUCAAAAUAAAACAAUUCUGACCUAUCCUGAGACAAAUGACUUGUUUUUGGUGUGUUUGUUAAAUGCAACAAAUCUCACAAUGCAUGCCUUAUAGACGACCACUCAAAAUGUUGGGGUCAUUUUUUCUUUUAAUUAAUACUCGGCUCAGCAAAGAUGCAU
Molecule: messenger RNA, 2291 nt
Organism: Cyprinus carpio (common carp)
Lineage: Eukaryota; Metazoa; Chordata; Actinopteri; Cypriniformes; Cyprinidae
Product: C-C chemokine receptor type 3-like
Biological process (GO): immune response; chemotaxis; G protein-coupled receptor signaling pathway
Cellular component (GO): membrane
Molecular function (GO): chemokine receptor activity
Source: RefSeq, a predicted model, not a curated record